UAGUUAUUCGUAAUCCACUCUAUCACGUAGUUCGGUAAUGAUAUUUUAACUUUCGUUAGAUAAUUUCAUAGUAGCAUAUUGCUUGAAGCCUCCGUGAAGAGCGCAGGUUAGCAAAAAUGAAAUUCCUAGUGUUGGCUCUCUUCGUCGCGGCCGCCGUUGCCGUCCCAAUCCCUGAAGACAACGGUGAUGCAGUUGAGCUGAUCGUCAAUGGCGUGCCCGAAGGAGCAGCCCUGGAGCUUGGCGGGAUUGUGGACAUGCACUUGAAUGAACACGUCGACGGACAACUGGCUUCCUCCACCAAUUUGUUGCACCCUUUGACCGCUGUAGGCAUCGCUGAAGCCGCCGCCGCCGCCGCUGAAGUGGCUGCUGCCGAGGAAAUUGCUCCCACCCCCAUCCAAAUCGCUGAUGCCGCCGAACCCGAAUCUGACUUCCACAAUGUCCCUGAAACCAUCAUCCUCCCCGAGCCCGCUGAGGUUGUUCCCGCUCCUAUCGUCAUGCCUGAGCCUGUGAUCCCCGUAGUGGUCCCUGAACCCAUCGUCAUGCCUGAGCCCGUCGUCCCCGAAGUCGUGCCUGAGUCCAUCGUGAUGCCUGCACCGGUUGCCCCUGAGGUGGUGCCUGAAUCUAUCGUUAUGCCUGAGCCUGUUGCCCCCGAGGUGGUGCCAGAAUCUAUCGUCAUGCCUGAGCCUGUUGUCCCCGAAGUGGUCCCUGAGGUUGCUGAGCCGGUCCCCGAGCCCGCUGCCCAAAUCCCUGGAGAGAUCUUCAACAACGGACUCGUCCAGGUCCAGGUUAACGCCCCCGAAGACGCUGGUAUGUUCUCGACCCUCCAGAACUGGUUCAGCCUGGUCGUCAACUACAUCAGCAGCGGCAUCCAGACCUCUCAGCAGAUCGUUUAAGUUUCAUUAAGAAUGUACUUUCAAAUGUUUUGUAAUCUUUAACGUAAGUUAGAUAAGUCGUUUGGAAGUAAAUAUUUUAAAAAUC
Messenger RNA from Ostrinia nubilalis (European corn borer), 978 nucleotides. RefSeq lists its product as uncharacterized. The transcript is spliced from 2 exons. Bases 117 to 893 code for a protein of 258 amino acids. Lineage: Eukaryota; Metazoa; Arthropoda; Insecta; Lepidoptera; Crambidae. The record is from RefSeq and is a predicted model, not a curated record.